ACCGAACAGAAACGAAGCAAAGCAUAAGCAGCACAGCAAAACAAUGGAGACGGAUCGAGAGAAGCAAGAGAGGGAGGGGACAUUGAAUCAACCACCGCAAAUUUCACCGAUGAAGCCGGUGAAUCGUGAAGCGUACGGUGGUGGAAUGUACGCUAAUGAGCCGGGACAACCACAAAAAGUAAACAAGAAACCUGCUCGUGAGACCCAAAGCGCGGGCGGAGCGGAUGAGAAGGCUACCACCGAGCCCAAACACUAACCGCCACCUUCUACUGGCGAUCGAGAUCUUGACAUCACAGGCCAAUCGUACAUUCAGUGAUUAACGUUGAUUUCUUAGAAUGUAUCUUCUCAUGUGUGUGGUUUUUGAUUUAUGUUGUUGCUGAAAUCCUUUCUUUGUAAUAGUCAAAACACAAGUUCCAUUCUGUAGGAGGUAGGCCUAGGAUUCUUCCUUAGGGUUCGGGCUUGACUUGAGUUGGACCAUGAAGCCCAAAAUAAAUCCAGCCUGCUCGAUGAGGUCUCUGCAAAGUUUAAUUAUAUUCGUCUGUCCGUUAAAUGGCAUUGUGGUCAUUUUAAUUUCGUAAUCA
This is a messenger RNA of Hevea brasiliensis (rubber tree), 581 nucleotides long. RefSeq lists its product as uncharacterized. The transcript has a single exon. The record is from RefSeq and is a predicted model, not a curated record. NCBI's taxonomy places the organism in Eukaryota, Viridiplantae, Streptophyta, Magnoliopsida, Malpighiales, Euphorbiaceae.